Messenger RNA from Tuber melanosporum (Perigord truffle), 2427 nucleotides. RefSeq lists its product as uncharacterized. The transcript is spliced from 9 exons. The record is from RefSeq and is a predicted model, not a curated record. The coding region runs from base 1 to 1998 and encodes 665 amino acids. Gene Ontology annotation, biological process: glycogen metabolic process; UDP-alpha-D-glucose metabolic process. Gene Ontology annotation, molecular function: UTP:glucose-1-phosphate uridylyltransferase activity. Gene Ontology annotation, cellular component: cytoplasm. NCBI's taxonomy places the organism in Eukaryota, Fungi, Ascomycota, Pezizomycetes, Pezizales, Tuberaceae.
AUGGCCUCCUUCACCUCGAGAUGGUGCCCUGUGCUGUGCUUUCGUCAUCCUAGACAAGCUUGUAAUAUCCCCCUCACCCUCCGCCCUCCUCGACGUUCUGCCAGCCGGUCUUUUAGACCUUCUCUUUCCCUACUUCAUUCCUUCCUCUUCUCCCCCUUCCUCACUCCUAUCUCCCAGCAAGCCAAUUCAUCAUCAUCGCCGGCUCUUUUGAACAAUAGCCUCUGCAAGAAGGCCAUUGAAUCAACCACCUUCCAUCCAUCUUCUAUUCCAUUGCCGUUUCUUCAACAAGAAGUCCAAGAACGCACAUUCCAAGCACUACAGCAAGAGCCGGUUGACGUCAAGCCUGUUGAAGCCAAGCCCAUACAAACAGUACAAACGGUCCAGACGGUUCAGACAGCCACAGCUAUACCAACAGAGCAACAGCAACCCGAGAAAAUGUCGUCCUUCAAGAAGAGUUUGCCAGUUGAAGGUGGUGCUCCUGGUGAGGGUCUCGCCCCCCCCGGGAGAAGACAUGGAAAGUCCCAGUCAGCUUUCGCAUUUGACAACACCUCAACCUCAGUUGCUGCCAGUCAAAUGAGGAAUGCUUUGAACGGCCUUGCCGAUAGCGUCAAAGAUCCCAAGACCAAAGUGGCUUUUGAGACUGAAAUGGAUAACUUCUUUGCUUUGUUCAGAAGAUAUCUGCAAGAUAAGGCCAAGGGCACUACAUUGGAUUGGGACCGCAUCCAGCCCCCCCAGUCUUCCCAGGUUAUUCCCUAUGAUACCCUUCCCAGGGUCGAGGACCCUAAACUCCUCUCAAAGCUUGCUGUCCUCAAGCUUAAUGGUGGUCUCGGAACUUCUAUGGGAUGUGUUGGUCCCAAAUCGGUUAUUGAAGUCCGUGAGGGCAUGUCUUUCCUCGAUUUGUCCGUCCGCCAGGUUGAAUAUCUUAACCGAACCUACAACGUUGAUGUCCCAUUCGUCCUCAUGAACUCGUUCAACACCGACGAUGAUACCCAGAACAUCAUCAAGAAGUACGAGGGUCACCGCGUAACUAUUCACACCUUCAACCAAUCACGAUACCCCCGCGUCCUUAAGGACUCCCUUCUCCCAGCCACCAAAGAUUACCACUCGCCCAUUGUUGACUGGUACCCCCCCGGACAUGGUGAUGUUUUUGAGUCGCUCCAGAACUCCGGUAUCUUGGACAGUCUGCUCGAGAAGGACAUCGAGUAUCUCUUCCUUAGUAAUGUCGAUAACUUGGGUGCUGUUGUUGACCUGAGUAUUCUCGAUCACAUGAGGGAGACGGGGGCGGAAUACAUUAUGGAGCUUACCGACAAGACAAAGGCCGACGUCAAGGGAGGUACCAUCAUUGACUAUGAGGGAACCGUCCGACUUCUUGAGAUUGCCCAAGUCCCCAAAGAGCAUGAACAGGACUUCAAGUCCAUCAAGAAGUUCAAGUACUUCAACACCAACAACAUCUGGCUCAACCUCAAGGCUAUCAAACGUGUCGUCGAGAAUCACGAACUUGAAUUGGAAAUUAUCCCCAACUCGAAAACCAUCCCCGUCGAUAAGAAGGGCGAAUCCGACAUCUCAGUCAUUCAGCUCGAGACUGCAGUUGGUGCUGCUAUUCGUCAUUUUAAGAAUGCUCAUGGGGUCAACGUUCCUCGUAGGAGAUUCUUGCCUGUCAAGACCUGUUCUGACCUCAUGCUGGUCAAGAGUGACCUCUACUCCAUGAAACAUGGUCAACUUAUGAUGGACGUCGCGAGAUUCGGACCUGCACCACUGAUCAAGCUUGGAAGUCACUUUAAGAAGGUUUCAGACUUCCAGAAACGUGUUCCUAGUAUCCCCAGAAUUCUGGAGUUGGACCAUCUUACUGUUACCGGUGCGGUCAAUUUGGGUAGAGGUGUUACGCUAAAGGGGACUGUUAUUAUUGUCGCAAACGAAGGUUCCACCAUUGAUAUCCCCCCCGGCAGUGUCUUGGAGAAUGUUGUCGUCCAGGGUUCUUUGAGGUUGCUCGAACAUUAGAUCUACCGAUUUCCACCACGGUUUUGUGGGGCGCUCGAUCUAUAUUUCCAUUCUCUACACAUUUUCUUUUCCUCUAAAAAAUUACAGGCACAAGGUAGAGUGCGGUUGAGUGUAUUAGGGCACAGCCUUCGAGGAACUACGCCAUAAGCGCAUUAAUAUCUAGCGGUGUUUUUCUUUUAUCCUAGAUGUCUUUCUCUUUUCGGCUACUAUAGGAGAAAAAGGUGGGGGGGGGACAAGAUUCCAUCGAAUGGGAUGGGGUUGUAAUAUCACGACAUCAUGCUCUCUUUUUGUGUUUGAUCAUUUUGCAAGCUGCAGUAGCGGAGAUAGUAAAUUUCUUGUAGCUUUCAUCUAGCACACUAUACCUGGCUUUUAUGAGAGGGGUGAGGACAGUGUAAGGAAUGGUUGGAUAAACCCUUUUGUGGUGCGUGC